CUAACAAGCACUCCACAAUCACGACAAUAACGAACAAAAUAAUGUCCUCUCCCCCCUCCGUAUCCUCCCCACCAUUCUACCCCCCAGGCUCCCACAAACGCAGAAUCUCGAUAACCGGCUCCUCUUUACCACCGCCCGCCGCCAAAAAGCCCAAGAUCCCUGCACCCCGGAAGCUCUCGACCUUCGCGCAGCCUUCAUUGCACCCACUCCGCCAGACCUCCUUCCCACCAGACCCGCCGCCACCCGGCGCGAAGGAGGACGAAGAAGACGACGAUGCGCGGGAGGAUGAUUACGGAACUUCCACCGUUCUGGCGGAGGGCGCUGCCGGGAAUUUCGGAGGGGAGGAUGACGAGAAGAUCAAGCUCUCUGUCCUCCUAGACUCCUUCGACAGCCAGCAAACACAACGCUAUGAAGCCUUCCGGCGCGCGAAUCUUAACAAAGCCGCCGUCAAAAAGCUUGCCAAUCAGGUCCUCUCGCAGAGCGUCACGGCUGGGGUUGGUACGGCGAUCUGCGGGUUUUCAAAGGUUUUUACGGGAGAGAUUGUGGAGCUUGCGCUGAAGGUCCAAAAGGAGUGGGCAGAUGCGGACGUUGAAGGAGAGGGGAUUGAGAAUAUUCGGAAGAGGACAAAGUCGGAUGGCAGUCUUGGCCCUCUGCUUCCCGAUCACUUGAGGGAGGCCGCGAGAAGGUACAGGCUUGAACUCCGUGGGGCUGUUGGUUUUAGAGGGUCUAUUGGGGGUGGAUGCGGAAAUGCCCUUGGCGCUGGCCCGGGAGCAGGUGGCGAGGGUGCUAUCGGGGGUGUUGGCAGAUUGUUUAGAUGAGUUUCCUACAGCAUCACGUUUUCCCUAGGGAGUUGGGUUUGCUUUUUACUUUUUUUGCUCUCUGGGUCACUUUACCC
Tuber melanosporum (Perigord truffle) is the source of this 895-nucleotide messenger RNA. RefSeq lists its product as uncharacterized. Lineage: Eukaryota; Fungi; Ascomycota; Pezizomycetes; Pezizales; Tuberaceae. The coding region runs from base 42 to 818 and encodes 258 amino acids. Gene Ontology annotation, cellular component: nucleus; transcription factor TFIID complex. The record is from RefSeq and is a predicted model, not a curated record. Gene Ontology annotation, molecular function: transcription coactivator activity; protein heterodimerization activity. Gene Ontology annotation, biological process: transcription initiation at RNA polymerase II promoter; RNA polymerase II preinitiation complex assembly. The transcript is spliced from 2 exons.